AUGUUAGACGAAAAUAUGAAGGUUUGGCUGCUUGAAAUAAAUUCGAAUCCAGCAUUGCAAACUCACUGUGAUGUUCUGAAAGAAGUUGUACCAACUGUAGUAAAGGAUGCUUUACAUAUAAGCAUUGAAUGCUUUGAGAAAAGUCGUCAUCAGAAGUGUUUACUUCCUCUCCAUGGUCUUGAAGAUUUAUCAGCUUUCCUGUUUUGUCAACGAAGUAACAGAUAUGCAAGAUUCAAUUUUGAUGAAACACCGAUCACUAACAAAGUCAGUGGUGAUUUAGGUUUACCAUCAGGUUGGAAUUUGAUAUACAGUGAAUCACAAGCUGCUUUUCGUGCACGUUGGCCAAUGUCUCAGUCAUCUAGUCUUCGUGGUUGGAUCCCACCAAGAUACAAGCCAUCAGUAAAUCAUAAUGCUUCCAGCUGUCAACGGACGAAUGAUGGCUACAGUGAACAAAAUGGAGGUGGUCGUGCACCACUUCAAGGAUUUGGAUCUACUGUCUCAGUGAAGGAAACCACACAUUUGACAGCAGUGACUAAUGACACUGAGGUUACAUAUGCUACAGGUGAACACACCACUUCACAAAAUAACACAACUGGUAAUUUGUCCUUUCCACGUGUAUCUUUCCCAGAAUAUCGUACUUUUGAAUACAGCCUGAGACGUUAUCCAGUUGUGCCAAAUACAACAAAUAAUGCUAGAUUAGUCAGGAGGAGUACUGUCACUUCUCACUCAUUCAAGAAGCCCAAUCAACCUAUAAACCUUGAAGAUGUAAUAGAGAAAACCUCUGAAAUGGAAUCACUUAUCUCACUCAGUAAACCUAAUAGACAUAAUAUUACAGUGAAUAGUAAUAGUAGAAGUGAUGGUGGUGGUAGUGGUAAUGGUGAAAGUAGAAGUAACAGCUGUCAUAUAUUAAGCUAUAAAAACCGAAUAACCAAACAACUAUCAUCAAAUUCGAACAGUUCAAAUACCAAGCACGAAUUGGAUGUCUUCAGUGAAGAUGAAAUUUUAACUGGAAAGUUAACAAAGAAACGAAAUUGAAUUUGGCAACGGUUCAUAGAGAACCUGUACACAUGGGUAUGAUACAUUUAGUUACAAGUGCAGAUAUAGAUAAAGUGUUCCAUGAUAAGAAUAGCAAUGGUAAAUCAG
Messenger RNA from Heterobilharzia americana, 1143 nucleotides. The record is from the annotation of a GenBank genome assembly. Lineage: Eukaryota; Metazoa; Platyhelminthes; Trematoda; Strigeidida; Schistosomatidae.